Messenger RNA from Cajanus cajan (pigeon pea), 3028 nucleotides. Its product is annotated as E3 ubiquitin-protein ligase WAV3. The record is from RefSeq and is a predicted model, not a curated record. NCBI's taxonomy places the organism in Eukaryota, Viridiplantae, Streptophyta, Magnoliopsida, Fabales, Fabaceae.
AAAAUGGUUUGAAAAUGAUUUCAAUUGAUGGCUUUUACCCUGUCUCUCUUUAAUCUUUUGGGUAAAGGAGCCUAAAAAAAGAGGUCAAAAUGCAAUGCUCUUCACUCACAACUCACAACUCACAAGCAUUCGUUCACCAUUCACCAUUCACAAAUCUUCACCACCUCACCUCAACGCACACACUCCAUGGCCGCCAACAAAACACGAAUGACUAAACAACGUCAAACAACAACAACAUCAUCUUCAAUAACCAAACAAAUGGCUUAUAUUUAACCCACCCACCUCGCUUUUCGUGCACCGUUUCUACUUUUCAUAAAACCCCACUUCCUCUUCUCUCUCUCUCCAACCAAAGCUCGAAGCUUUUCGCCAUUUCAGAUCUGGGUCGCACCAUUUCUCGGACAUGGGAAGCAAGUGGAAGAAGGCCAAGGUCGCGCUCGGCCUCAAUCUCUGCAUGUUCGUUCCCAGAACCUUAGACGACGAUUCGCCGCCGCACACGGUGAUUUCCGAGCGCUUCUCCGACGCCGCUCUGCUCUCGCCGGCCAACUGGGACACCGCCUCUUCCCGGCCAACCACGCCGGCGACAUCUUUUCACGGUUUGAAGCUCUCCAAAAGUAGCAGCAAGUCUUCAAAGCAAACCUGCGCAAUAUGCUUAACCAAAAUGAAGCAAGGAUCUGGCCAUGCUAUAUUCACUGCAGAGUGUUCGCAUUCCUUCCAUUUCCACUGUAUUGCUUCAAAUGUGAAACAUGGAAACCAGAUAUGUCCAGUGUGCAGAGCAAAGUGGAAGGAAAUACCUUUAUCAGGCCCAAGCUUGGAUCCUAUCCCCGGCAGAGUUUCACCAAGUCCAAUAAAUUGGCCUCAAAAUGAUGCUUUGAUGGCAGUUGUCCACCGCCUACCUCUACCUAAUCCUCACCGAGAUUUGAAUAGGAGGCAUGUUGUGCCACUUUAUCAGGCUUCUGAACCAGGCAUAUUCGAUGAUGAUGAAUCCUUAAAUCAUCAACAUGCAUUCUCUGAGAGAAGCCCUUGCAAUAAGAAUACUGAAGAUACUGAAGCUGUUAGAGCAAUGGAGGUUAAAAUGUACCCAGAGGUAUCUUCUGCUCCAGGAUCCAAGGCUUAUUCUAACUUCACGGUUUUGGUUCAUCUCAAAGCUACUGCUGCCGCAGCAGCUGCAGCCAAAAGACAAAGCCUUAGUAGAAACCAGGCUAAUUUGGCACAGAUUUCUCAGACACCGCGUGCCCCUGUCGACUUGGUCACAGUGCUUGAUGUCAGUGGUAGCAUGGCUGGAACUAAGCUUGCACUCCUAAAAAGAGCAAUGGGAUUUGUCAUACAGAACCUCGGCUCUAAUGACCGGCUAUCUGUUAUUGCCUUUUCUUCCACAGCUCGCCGCCUCUUUCCCCUGUGCAGAAUGACUGAUUCUGGGCGGCAGCAGGCAUUACAAGCUGUUAAUUCUUUGGUUGCAAAUGGUGGUACCAAUAUCGCUGAAGGGCUGAGAAAAGGUGCCAAGAUAAUGGAAGAUCGAAAGGAAAAGAAUCCAGUCGCCAGUAUUAUACUGUUGUCCGAUGGUCAAGAUAAUUACACUGUCAAUGGCAAUGGAACCAACCAUACUCGAUCAAAUUACCAGUUUCUUCUGCCCACUUCCAUCAGUGGUGGUGAUAAUUCAGCAUUUCUAAUUCCAGUGCACGCUUUUGGAUUUGGUGCAGAUCAUGAUGCUUCACUAAUGCACUCAAUUUCCGAGACUUCUGGUGGCACAUUUUCUUUUAUUGAGACUGAAGCCGUGUUGCAGGAUGCGUUUGCACAAUGCAUUGGAGGACUUCUAAGUGUUGUUAUUCAGGAGCUGCAAGUAGGAAUUGAUUGUAUACACCCAAACCUCAGUCUUGUUUCACUAAAAGCAGGAAGUUACCCUAGCCGUUUCUUGGCUGAUGGACGCAAAGGAUUGAUUGAUGUUGGAGACCUGUAUGCUGACGAGGAGAGGGAUUUUCUAGUUUCGGUUAAUGUCCCGGCUACAUCUGGCAAUGAAACUUCAUUGAUAAAGGUCAAAUGUGUGUACAAGGAUCCCUUAACUCAGGAAACAGCAACAUUGGAAAGUGAGGAAGUUAAGAUUGACCGGACCGAAUUUGCUGGGCAGGCUGUAAUGUCACUUGAAGUGGACAGGCAGCGCAACAGGCUCCAAGCAGCCGAGGCAAUGGCCCAGGCACGGGUUGCAGCUGAACAGGGAGACCUAAGUGGAGCAGUAUUUAUCCUUGAAAACUGCAGAAAGAUGCUUUCAGAGACUGUUUCGGCCAAAUCUCAUGACCGCCUUUGUGUUGCGUUGGAUGCUGAACUCAAGGAAAUGCAAGAGCGGUUGGCGAGUAGACAUGUGUAUGAAGCAUCUGGGAGAGCAUAUAUACUUUCUGGAUUGAGUUCACAUUCAUGGCAAAGAGCAACAGCAAGGGGUGAUUCCACUGACAGGUCUAGUCUUGUUCAGGCGUAUCAGACACCAUCGAUGGCCGAGAUGCUUACUCGAUCUCAAGCCAUGUUGCUAGGUAGUCCAUCAGGGCAGAGGCUUCUCCAACCACUGUUGUCAUACAGAUCACAACCAAGCCCAAGGUGAUCCAACAAGGAUUUUGUGAAAACCAUCUUCAAGUUAAGCCUUUCCGCUGAUUUUGCCUUUUUGGCUUAUAAAAUAUUGUGGGGGAGGGUGGUAAACGGGAGUCAUAAACAGAAGAUUUCUUUGAGCUGUGAUUUUGCUGUUCAAUGUAUGUAAAAAUGAAUAAAAGUUGAGGAAAGGGUGGAGGGUUACUUAAAACCGAUGGAGAAAAGGGCGGUAGAUAGGAAUUUACUACAUUAUGUUUCUUCUAUUUUGGGGGGUUAAGGUUUUUCUUUUGGCUUCGCUUUUCUUUCCUCUAAUUAUGUCGUUUUUGGGGGGUGGUGUACAUACAGAAGAAUGGCUUCUUUUUUUUCUGGGACACCUGGGUAUAAAGUUUGUAGCUGUGCAAGUGGUUGAGAUGAUAAUCUCAUCAAUAUAAUAUAUAUGUUUUCAAUUCUUUCAGAA